AUGAUGAACCCGAUGCUCCUCACUUCCCUGGUGUUCGCCUCACUGGGAUGUGUGGAUACAGCUACCGUCAACGAGCAGGACGGGGGAUACGAGCACGUGCUGGUUGCCAUCGGGAAGGACGUCGCGUACCACGGAGACAUCCUCGUAAACCUAAAGGCUUUAUUCAGAAAGGCAUCUGCUUUCCUCCUGGCGGCCACAAAGGGAAAAUUCUACUUCAAGGAAGUCAUAAUCAGUGUGCCCAGCAGCUGGCCACCAAUGGGCCGCAAGAAGGUCUGGGAGGACCUGUUUAACCAAGCCGACGUCCAGGUGGUCUCUGGCUUGAAAGAACCGGACACUCUGAAUCCGAGUCGUUCCUUUCCGGGCGACUUUAAUCCGGUCCGGUUUCCGUCCGAGUUUGUCCGCGACUUGAACUCAACAACAACCAAGAAGUUCGGGAAACCAGAGUACCAUCUAAUACAUCACUGGGCCAACCACCGCUACGGCGUUUUCGCGGAGCACGCUUCCUCUCCCGACAAGGCGCUCUACUGCAGUAACAACAAAGUGUCCCAGUUCUGCGACCAGGACACCCAUAAUCCCGAUGCUCCUAAUUUGCAAAACGAGCGUCACCAAGGAGUGUCCACCUGGGAUGUGAUAAGCAAACAUGAUGACUUCCUUCGGUGA
Messenger RNA from Ixodes scapularis (black-legged tick), 660 nucleotides. RefSeq names its product calcium-activated chloride channel regulator 2-like. NCBI's taxonomy places the organism in Eukaryota, Metazoa, Arthropoda, Arachnida, Ixodida, Ixodidae. The transcript has 4 exons. The record is from RefSeq and is a predicted model, not a curated record. Bases 1 to 660 code for a protein of 219 amino acids.